AUUUUUGGUUUUUUUUUACUGACAAGAUGCAUGAUACAAAACUCUAAUCCUAAAUCUAAGGAGAGAAAAAAUUUCACAAGAUAAUCAGCAAAUAAAAUUUGUAAUGAAUUUUGAGUAAUUCUUAGUUUAGAAAAAAGUGAAGGACACUUGAGUCUAGAAUUACUUAUAUUAAUUUGAUUCUGUCGAGAAGCUUGAGCGAGUAGAGUUGAGGAUUGAGUAACGGAGAUGUAGCAGAGUCACCCGGCUAUUCAACAGGACUUUCCGUUUUAUUCAUUUCACUUUUGAAUCUUCGAAUCACAUCCGAUGGGUAGCAGAGGGCACACUCUCUUGGAGGUUGGACCCGACGACGGGGUUGCCGUCAUCACCAUCGUCAACCCUCCCGUUAAUUCACUCUCAUUUGACGUAUUGCGCAGUUUAAAGGAGAGUUUUGAUCAGGCGAUACAGAGAGAUGAUGUCAAGGCAAUUGUUGUUACAGGUGCAAAGGGAAAAUUUUCUGGAGGUUUUGAUAUUUCUGCAUUUGGUGGUAUUCAAGAGGCAAAAGAGCGUCCAAAACCUGGUUGGGUAUCAGUAGAAAUCAUCACUGAUACUAUUGAAGCGGCUAGGAAACCAUCAGUUGCUGCCAUUGAUGGCCUUGCCUUGGGUGGAGGCUUAGAAGUUGCAAUGGCAUGCAAUGCUCGGUUAUCAACUCCAACUGCUCAGCUGGGAUUGCCUGAACUUCAGCUUGGAAUAAUUCCUGGAUUUGGAGGAACACAGCGACUUCCUCGUCUUGUUGGUUUGACAAAGGGACUUGAGAUGAUACUGGCUUCAAAACCAGUUAAAGGGAAGGAAGCUUUUAGUUUGGGGCUUGUUGAUGGUUUGGUGUCACCUAAUGAUUUGGUGAACACUGCACGCCAAUGGGCACUGGAUAUGUUGGGCCACCGACGACCAUGGAUUGCUAGUCUUUAUAAGACCGACAAAUUAGAACCCCUUGGGGAAGCAAGAGAGAUUUUGAAAUUUGCACGAGCUCAGGCUCGAAAGCAGGCUCCUAACCUCGAGCAUCCUUUGGUUUGCAUUGAUGUUAUUGAAGCAGGAAUAGUAGCUGGUCCUCGUGCAGGACUCUGGAAGGAAGCUGAAGCAUUUGAAGGACUUGUAAGGUCAGAUACUUGCAAAAGCUUAGUUCACGUAUUUUUUGCUCAAAGAGGAACAUCCAAGGUACCUGGGGUUACGGAUCGUGGUCUGGUUCCAAGACAAGUCAAGAAGGUUGCCAUCAUUGGUGGAGGACUAAUGGGCUCUGGAAUAGCAACAGCUUUAAUUCUUAGCAACUAUCCUGUCAUCUUGAAAGAAGUAAAUGAGAAGUUCUUAGAUGCUGGUAUCAACAGGAUUAAAGCAAACUUACAGAGCCGUGUUAAGAAAGGUAAAUUGACCAAGGAAAAUUUUGAAAAGACCAUCUCUCUUCUCAAAGGUUCCCUUGACUAUGGAAGCUUCAGGGAUGUGGACAUGGUGAUAGAGGCUGUUAUUGAGAAUAUUUCCUUAAAGCAACAGAUAUUUUCUGAUCUUGAAAAGUAUUGUCCACCUCAUUGUAUACUUGCAAGUAACACUUCCACAAUUGACUUGAACCUGAUUGGAGAGAAGACCAAGACUCAAGAUCGAAUUGUUGGUGCCCAUUUCUUCAGUCCUGCACAUGUUAUGCCGCUUCUGGAAAUUGUACGUACCAAGCAGACCUCUGCCCAAGUGAUAGUUGACGUGUUAGAUAUUUCAAAGAAGAUAAAGAAAACUCCAGUGGUGGUUGGAAACUGCACAGGAUUUGCUGUUAAUAGGAUGUUCUUCCCAUAUACCCAAGCAGGUCUCUUGCUUGUUGAACGUGGUGCAGAUGUUUAUCAAAUUGAUAGAGUAAUAACCAAAUUUGGAAUGCCCAUGGGGCCUUUCAGAUUGAUGGACCUCGUUGGGUUUGGUGUGGCAAUUGCUACUGGCAUGCAAUUUAUUCAGAAUUUUCCUGAGCGAACAUAUAAAUCAAUGCUUAUUUCCCUUCUGCAAGAAGAUAAGAGAGCUGGUGAAACAACUCACAAAGGGUUUUAUUUGUAUAAUGAUAAACGGAAGGCUAGUCCUGAUCCUGAAUUGAAGAACUAUAUUGAGAAGGCUAGGAGCAUUUCCGGUGUCUCUGUUGAUCCUAAGCUUGCCAAGUUACAAGAAAAGGAUAUCAUAGAGAUGAUAUUCUUUCCUGUGGUGAAUGAGGCUUGUCGGGUCCUUGAUGAAGGUAUCGCAGUCAAAGCAGCAGAUCUUGAUAUUUCUGCUAUCAUGGGCAUGGGUUUUCCCCCUUACAGGGGAGGCAUCAUAUUCUGGGCUGAUUCUCUUGGAUCCAAGUACAUAUAUUCAAGAUUAGAGAAAUGGUCAGAGUUGUAUGGGGAAUUCUUCAAGCCUUGUGCCAACUUGGCUGCAAGAGCUGCCAAAGGAAUUCCUCUGAGUGCCUCUGUGGAGCAGGGGAAGUCUCGCAUGUAAGAAAAAAAUAGCUCAUUACGUGUUUACUGGAUUGAAUUUUCCUUUCCCCGUUAUAUCUCCUUUCAGAUGGUAGGAAAUAUUGGUGACUGACUUGAGAAUAGCUUAAUAAUGUACGAUGAGAAAACAUUUGAACAGCAUAAUUCUUUGGUAAAAAGUAAAAGUAUUUUUAGUUAAGAUUUA
This is a messenger RNA of Glycine soja, 2655 nucleotides long. Its product is annotated as peroxisomal fatty acid beta-oxidation multifunctional protein MFP2-like. Gene Ontology annotation, molecular function: (3S)-3-hydroxyacyl-CoA dehydrogenase (NAD+) activity; NAD+ binding. The transcript has 18 exons. The coding region runs from base 304 to 2475 and encodes 723 amino acids. Gene Ontology annotation, cellular component: peroxisome. Gene Ontology annotation, biological process: fatty acid beta-oxidation. The record is from RefSeq and is a predicted model, not a curated record. Lineage: Eukaryota; Viridiplantae; Streptophyta; Magnoliopsida; Fabales; Fabaceae.